Messenger RNA from Trichophyton benhamiae CBS 112371, 2313 nucleotides. RefSeq names its product alpha-1,2-mannosidase, putative subfamily. Gene Ontology annotation, cellular component: cytosol; nucleus. Lineage: Eukaryota; Fungi; Ascomycota; Eurotiomycetes; Onygenales; Arthrodermataceae. Gene Ontology annotation, biological process: protein quality control for misfolded or incompletely synthesized proteins; protein deglycosylation; glycoprotein catabolic process. Bases 1 to 2313 code for a protein of 770 amino acids. Gene Ontology annotation, molecular function: carbohydrate binding; peptide-N4-(N-acetyl-beta-glucosaminyl)asparagine amidase activity. The record is from RefSeq and is a predicted model, not a curated record. The transcript has 3 exons.
AUGGUGUCCGCUGCCUGGUUACGAUACCCUUCACUACUUACACUUGGCAUCCUUGUUUCUCGGGUCGCUGCACAAUAUGAAGGUGAUGUCCUUCGCUAUGUCGACCAACUAGUUGGUACAGCAAAUGGUGGACAUGCCUUCCCUGGAGCCAGUCUGCCAUACGGCAUGGCUAAGGCCGUGGCUGAUGUUGACGGCAGCGAAAACUAUGGUGGGUUUACUACAGAAGGAAGCAACGUCACUGGUUUCUCGCAUAUGCACGACUCUGGAACUGGCGGCAAACCAUCAAUGGGGAACUUUCCUCUCGUACCGCAAAUAUGUCAGGAUGAUGAUAUAAACAAAUGCAAGUUCUCGAAGGAGGAUAGAGCGGUCCAUUAUAUUGCCGAUAGUGUGAAAGCGAGGCCUGGGUAUUUUGCUAUCAAACUUAAUAAUGGUAUCGCUGCAGAAAUGACAGUCACAGAACAUGCUGCCCUAUACCACUUUGAUUUCCCCCAUAAUAAUGCCGAAUCAAAUGGAAAGUUACCAGUGAUCCUUGUAGACCUGACCGACAUACAAGACUCAAGACAGAACGCGGCCAUUUCGUUAGACGAGGAUACCCUUCGAGUCAAAGCAAAUGGGACUUUCCUGCCUAGCUUUGGAAUUGGAACCUACAAAUCUUUUGUGUGCGUUGACUUUUCUGGAGCAGAAGCAAAAGAUACCGGAAUAUACAUCAGCAACCGGGCAGGAACACAACCCAAAGCUAUAUCUGUGGGGCGAGGAUUUAAUUUGUUCUAUAUCAAAGCUGGAACGUAUCUCCAAUUUCAAGCAUCGAGUAACGGACCAACCCGAGUCAGUGCCCGCGUGGGCCUAAGCUUCAUCAACGAGGACCAAGCCUGUAAGAACGCCGAGAAGGAAAUUCCGGGGUCCAAUUGGGACUUUGAAAAAGUCCGCACAGAUGCUGAGAGCGCAUGGAAAGAAAAGCUUGGCCUUAUUUCGUUGAAAUCUGGAGGUGUCAGCGAUAUCUUUCAACGGACGUUUUGGAGUGCAAUAUAUCGUUCUAUGAUCUCACCUCAGGAUUACACUGGGGAGAACCCACUCUGGCAAAGCAAAGAGCCAUACUUUGAUUCCUUCUAUUGCCUUCUUGAUACUUACAAGCACCAAGGGUGGCUACCAGACUGUCACAUGAGUUUAUGCAAAGGCUUUACCCAGAGUGGAUCCAAUGCUGAUGUUGUGAUAGCUGAUGCGUAUGUGAAAAGCAUCAGUGACAACAUCGACUGGGACCUUGCAUACGAGGCUGUUGUCAAAGAUGCUGAAGUUGAACCACCGGAUUGGUCUGUUGAAGGGAGAGGAGGACUCAUGAGCUGGAAGUCCGUUGGUUAUAUUCCCGCCCAAGACUAUGACUAUCUAGGAACCGGAAUCACAACACGCAGCAUCUCACGAACAGUCGAAUAUUCAUAUAAUGAUUACUGUGUUGGAGUGUUAGGAAAGGGGUUAGGCAAAGAACACGAGAAAUAUUUCCAGAGAUCUGGGAAUUGGCAAAACUUAUUCAAGGCAGACCAGACCUCAUUUAUAGAUGGGAAGGAUACAGGAUUCGUUGGGUUCUUUCAGCCGAGAUACUACAAUGGCACAUGGGGUUAUCAAGACCCAAUACUCUGCAGUAAUAUUGCCGCCUUUUGUUCCCUCACUUCGAACUCACAGGAGACUUACGAGUCAGGCAUAUGGGAGAAUCAAUUUUUCGUUCCCCACGACAUGUCUACAUUAAUCAACCUACUUGGUGGCCGCUCCAAGUUUGUUGCUCGUCUAGACUAUCUCCACGAUUCAAACAUACUAUAUAUCGGUAACGAACCGUCCUUCCUAGCUACAUUCUUAUACCACUAUGCUGGCCGUCCUGCCCUAUCCGCCAAACGCGCACAUACCUACAUUCCUUCUCGGUUCAAUGACACGACCACUGGGGUACCUGGAAACGAUGAUUCCGGGGCGAUGGGCAGUUUCACUGUCUUUGCGAUGAUGGGUUUGUUUCCUAAUCCAGGACAAAAUGUAUAUUUUAUCAUGCCUCCUUUUUUUGAAGCCGUCAGCAUAAAACACCCGGUAACAGGGAAGACUGCAACGGUACGAAAUGUCAAUUUUGACAGCAAGUAUGAAAAUGUAUACAUUCAACGAGCAACGUUAAAUGGAAAGGAGUACACUCGGAACUGGAUUGGACAUGAAUUCUUCCUGAACGGAGGGACUCUUGAGCUUACGCUCGGAAAGGAAGAGAGCUCUUGGGGAACCGGACAGAACGAUGUUCCACCUAGCCUUGGAGCGGGCAUCAAGAGAGACGGACUCCGGUUUACGUAG